Molecule: messenger RNA, 753 nt
Organism: Aureobasidium vineae
Lineage: Eukaryota; Fungi; Ascomycota; Dothideomycetes; Dothideales; Saccotheciaceae
Source: the annotation of a GenBank genome assembly
AUGGCAAGCCGCGGAGAGCUGCUGUAUCCUGAGGACGAUCGUCUAUUCCUAGAAGCCUAUCUGCCUGCAGCCAAACGUCUGUCAACAGACUCAGGCGUGCCNUUUGUUACACUCACCUUCGCAACUUCUCUGGAUUCGGCAUUGUCUCUGGCUCCUGGUGUACAGACGGCUUUAUCAGGCACUGCAAUUGCAGACAACCCGAGUUUGAAUUGCAGAAUUCAAGGCGUCGGUGGUUAUGGUGGUGAAGGCCUGACUGGCCAGCCUCGGCCUGUUGUUAUUGACCCUCACGGAAGAUGGCAGCUGACCUCUGAAACCAAAAUCUUGAAUCUUGCCAGGCAAGGACGAGGUAAAGCGCCAUGGAUUGUGACCGCAAAGGCGCCGGACGCAGAAAAUGCCAAGUUGCUGGAAGAGGUUGGAGGAUGUUACAUUGUUCUCGAGCCACAAGCACAAAAUUCUGAAGGAAAGACAUCAAUCGCUUGGCUCGACAUCAUGCAGACAAUCAAGGAAAAAGGCAUCGACAGUAUCAUGAUUGAGGGAGGUGGCAUUGUCAUCAACUCGCUGUUGUCGGCAGAUAAUGCAAGCCUGGUCAACUCGGUGAUUGUGACCAUCGCACCUACCUGGCUCGGUCAAGGUGGCGUUGUCGUGUCUCCACCCAGGAAAGAAAGCAGCAGUCUGCCGAUUGCUCGUCUUCAACGCACAAAGUGGCAGCAACUUGGCGAUGAUGUGGUUCUUUGUGGAACUAUGAAGGCGUGA